AUGGCCUUCUUCCAAGGCCCUAAGUGGCACCUUCUGAGUCUUUUGUUCGCAUUUCUUGCCCUGCAGGUAUUGUCCCAGUCUGUUUCUGGAACAGAAAAAUGUUCUGGGGCUUCGAGUAAGCAACGUUAUGUUGGAUAUUAUGUUACGCGGCAUUUUGAAGAUCAGAGCUGUGAUACAUUUGAGCCAUCGGAUAUCAACGUUGAACCGUUCACCCAUAUAUACCUUGAGAAUAUUCAUAUUGGAUAUACCCGAGAUGCUAUUGCUGCACCCUUUGACGGCAUUGAUCGCAGGCGCUGGAGAGAUCUUGUCAAUCUGAAGAUCAAAAAGCCAUCCCUCAAAAUCUAUGUAUCCAUUACACCGUAUGCAAUUGAUUCGGGUAAACCAAACCCUUCGUUAUCAGACAUGGUUCGCUCUGUUGAGAACCGGACGGAGGUCAUUGACUCCAUUGUUAAAUUUCUGGACGAUUUCAAGUUCGACGGUCUCAAUUUUCGCUACAUAUGGCGGGACCUAUGGCAAGGCGGUCUCAGGCAUAUCGACCUGGCGGGAAUGGCUGAGCAUCUUGAACAUCUCAGCUUCAUUUCAUCGGAUCGGCCCGGAGAUGCCGUGUGCAAGGAAGAGGAGAGAUGGCCUGAACAUGGAGACAGCUUGAAUAUCGGCCGUAGCGUCAGACUAUUCCGGGAAGCCAAUAUUAAUCCUAAGAAACUUUCACCCAUUUUGGAUUUGGGAGGUCGAGAAUGGAAACUUCAAGAUCCGAAGUGCAAUACUCCCGGAUGCCCGAUGACAAUGCGCGCGUCGCGUGGAAAGUUCACGUUCGAGAGUGCCAAAAGUUUGAAGCAAAAAGCCGAUAUUGCCAACGAGAAUUGCCUCGGCGGCCUUGCUGUUGAGAUGGUAUUCACGGGUGGACCGGCAACUUUGGCGAAUCCGAAUGAUCUAGAUCCGUCUGAUACAAGCAUGAUAGGUGCGCCCCCGACAAAUCGAUUUAGGGAUCUUGUCGAUGUCAAUGCACACCUUACCGAAACGAACACGCCCUCCACCACGAGCACACAGAGCGCCAGUUUGAGUAGCGAAACAAGUACCUCUGACUCUGACACUAAGGGCAGCACGAAGGGUUUAUCCUGCCAUCCUGCGAUUGGUAGUGUUCACGUUCCGAUUGCUCAGCUGGAUUUUAAUGCGGAAGAAAGUGUCCCUAGCCCUUCUCUCGCUGCUCCCCAUGAAGCCGGAACAGCCGAUGAACCUAAUUCAAUGGGCCCUAAGCCUACUCUUACUCUUGCCCACCGGAUUGGCACUCCAACUGAUACCGCCGAGAAAGCUAAUGAUGAGGGUAUCACUCCUGGCGAGCCCAGCAAUGUUCCUUGAAGUCCCACCGGCCUAUGUUAUCGCCACCCAUGAACCACACCAAGCAAGUCCAACUCAGCAUUGUGGAAUUAAGGCGGAUACAUUUCUUGCGGGUAUGUUC
Molecule: messenger RNA, 1456 nt
Organism: Aspergillus caelatus
Lineage: Eukaryota; Fungi; Ascomycota; Eurotiomycetes; Eurotiales; Aspergillaceae
Product: glycoside hydrolase superfamily
Exons: 7
Coding region: 1-1356 (451 amino acids)
Biological process (GO): carbohydrate metabolic process
Molecular function (GO): chitin binding
Source: RefSeq, a predicted model, not a curated record